CGAACGCCAUAUUACGAGAGCGAAGCACCUCCGACUCCACCGAGUGCCACCGAGUCCUAUGGACGAUGGACGAUCCACCACGUUUCUCUACGUUCAGCGCGUGACACGGUUCGUUCGAGCGGAACUAGCGGAAUCAAGGUCGUUGUCCGCCGCGCGAGCGAGCGGUUGAAGCAGCUCGAGGAGAUACCCAAUCUCGUUAUCGUCAUCGGCCGUCGCAGCGCGCGACACGUUCCGGCCACGACACGCUGCCAGGUUGACGUCCCGCCUCCUGGGGAGGAGCGGUUAGGCCUCAAAGUAUACACACGUACUACUACACUUAAUUUUGCGUCAGCACGCAAGCUCACGGAAGUAUAUCAUAAUGCUAAUUGCGAGUUCCUCGCUGACGACGAGGUACGAGCUCACGGAAGUGUUAUUUGACGUGAGGAAGCGCCGAUAGAGGUAGAGAUAGGGUACGAUAAAGAGGAGAGAGAAGCAUGACGAUUACGUAGAGGUGUUCAACGACCGAAGAAGUCAGACAGAUCGGCAAUGUCGAGUCGCGAGCUCGCGCCCGGGUGGCAUGGAAACGCGGUGCGUGGCGCACCGCGAUGCCUGCAGUAACGCCACGAUACACCGUACACGUGAUGAUUGUCACCACGCGUCACGGGACGUGCUGCUGCAACACGGAACGUCGAGUCUUGUGUCCAGUUCUUCUGGUUCUGCUGCUGCUGCUGCUUUGGUAACGCGCGCACAACCAGGUGCCGCAGAUGCCAAUGAUGAUGAUGGCGCAGGAGGGUGAGAAGUAUCCUCUUCACAGAUGUAUAUUUCAGGGGGAUGUGAAGACGUUGAACACCUUGAUAAGGACGCACGAUAUUACAGGGAAGGAUAAGCAAGGAAAUACACCUUUGCAUUUAGCUGUGAUGUUAGGAAGAAAAGCAUGUGUUCAAUUAUUGCUUGCACACGGAGCACCUGUAAAGGUGAAGAAUUUAGCUGGUUGGAGUCCAUUGGCUGAAGCGGUCAGUUACGGAGAUAGAACAACCAUAUCAUCUUUAGUACGUAAAUUGAAGGAACAAGCGAGAGAGCAAAUGGAAGAAAGGAGGCCGAAUUUAGUUGCUGCGUUGCACCAAAUGGGAGAUUUUUAUAUGGAAUUAAAAUGGGAUUUUCAGAGUUGGGUACCGCUAGUUUCAAGAGUGUUGCCGUCAGAUAUAUGUAAGAUCCAUAAAAGUGGAGCUUCGAUUAGGAUGGACACGACUCUUGUAGAUUUUAACGAUAUGAGGUGGGAAAGGGGUGACAUAUCUUUCAUCUUCAAUGGUGACCAAAAGCCUAGCCAUUCACUGACUGUCCUCGACAAUAAAGCCAAACUUUUCCAAAGAGUGAGAUAUGAGGAAACAGAGCUUGAGAUAGAGGAUGAAGUUGAUAUUCUUAUGUCUAGUGAUAUUAUGGCAGCACAAAUGUCUACCAAAAGUAUCACGUUUUCUAGAGCACAGACAGGAUGGAUUUUUAGAGAGGACAAAAGGGAAAUGGUAGGCGCUUUCCAUGCUGAUUUUUAUCAAAUCAAUGGUAUGGUACUAGAAAGUAGAAAACGUCGUGAGCAUUUAAGCGAGGAGGAUCUUCAAAAAAAUAAAGCCAUUAUGGAAUCUUUUAUUAAAGGCAGCUCUCAAGGAUUUAAAAAUGGCGAGCCUCCUAUGAGAAGAGCAUCGUUGAAUCCACCUCCAGAAUCGAAUAUAACGUGGGAAGAAUACGUCGUUGCGCCACCUGGUCAGUGUCCGCUUCUAGGAAGAAAUCUUGUCUACAAAGAAAGUAGUAAAUCUUUUAAAGCCACUGUGGCGAUGAGUCCAGAUUUUCCCCUCACCGUCGAUAUGCUACUCAAUGUUCUGGAAGUGAUCACGCCGUUUAAGCACCUGAGCAAGCUGCGCCAAUUCGUACUUAUGAAGUUGCCCCCUGGAUUUCCAGUUAAAAUCGACAUACCAAUUCUGCCUACAGUCACUGCUAAAAUAACUUUUCAAGAGUUUGCCUUCCGAAAUGAUAUAGAUCCAGAAUUGUUUCAAGUGCCAUCCGACUACUUUGAAGACCCAAUGAGAUUUCCAGACUUAUGACGCUUCGACAUCCUAAUACUAAUCAAGAUCCAGCCUAGUCGGGGUCUGUUUUCUUCUAUGCUAGGGGACAAUCUGGCUUUCGUGAUUUCAGCCAGUCUGGAAAGCAUCUGCGCGAGCCGUUACGUUGUUCAUUGAAUAACUUGUCAUCAUAAUUUGAUCACACAUCUAACAGCGAAUAGUGUCGAAUAUUUACAAUGGGAUGUUCGAUAAUGAAGUAAAAUCUUCAGGAGACAAAUCUGCACUAAAAUCAGAGAGUGAAACUCGCAUACUAUUUAAUACCUAACUCAAUCACGUUUGUCUACUUGAUUUGCGAAGCAUGUUAAUGUUUAUAGAAGUAAAAAUCAAUCGUACUGUUGUGCUGCACUCAAACAAGUAUAUACUACGUACGAUGAGUGAUAUAAUUCGAUAUUUCAAAAUAUCACAUUCAGGAAUUCCCCACCUUUUGACUGUGUUUGAGAAUUAAAUUAAUAAUUUUUCAGAAAGUCUUUCUUAAACCCGUGUGAGAUCACUCGUUGGAGAUUAAGAAUCAUAAACUGGAGAUUAGAAUUCAACCAAUUGAAACAAAAUGAAUUGUAAGAUUAAAAUUAUCUUCUGAUAAAAAUUUUAAUCUCCAAUUAACAAUCCUUAAUUUUCAGCGUUUGGUCUGACCACGGUCUUUACUAUUCUCGGCCUUAAUCGUUGCAAUCAUGUUGGGUCAUUACAUCAGAUUAAAAAGAUUAUUGCAUUAUUUAUUUCUGCAGUAUGUAUAAAUUCUUGUUGAUAGUGACAGAUGAAAAAAGAAAUAGCUUUGAUAAAUAUGUAAACUUUAGUCAAAGUAUGUAAAUAUGUUUCUGUUACAAAUUUGUUAUUACGUUAUAAUCCAGUAUGAUUACAAGGAUGGGCCGAAGGGCUUAAUAAUCAAGCAGAGUAGAUUAGAUAACGAAUAUUGCUAUAUUUGUAUUCUACACUUUUCGCGAAUUAUCUAUCUAUUCUAAUGGGCGAAGAUAAUUGUUCAUAUUUAAUUUCUUCGCUAUUCUCACGAGCAAUACGUAUUUUUACUAUUGAAAUUUCGUAAACAUUAUAAUAUCUGGUCAACAAUUGGUCAUGUAAAACAAUAUUAGUCUAAAAUAUAUUCUUCAGUAUUACCAGUUUACAAUUAUGUAGUUUAUACUAUAACGAUUGUAACGUUUUUUUGUUUCUAGUAUAAACACCGUUUUUAAUGGAGUUGGCUUUUUAACCUUGCAUGAAUCGAUGCAUAAAGUCAUUAUUAAAUAUAACGAUUCGUACUCAUACUGCAUUCAGUACUAACUGUUGUUUACGUAAUUCUAGAUGUUGUAACUGCGAGAAGUAUAUAAACUAUAUCUGCAAAUUUCAGAUAUUUUUGAUCAGUUAUAUUUUUUUAUGUGAAAAUUUGAUCGCAUGUUAAGUUUCUAAUAUUUUUGAUAUUUUAAUACUAAUUAUAUUAAAAUGUUGAAAAAGUGAAUAAGUUUACUACAAAUUACAAGAAAAAUAAGAAUAUGACAUUUGUAUUUGUAUUCAUAGAACUAAAAAUUCACAUGACUUGAUUUUGAUUUUUUAAUAAAUCAAGUUAAAGAGAAAAGUUUUCCAAUAUCUGCAUUUAUAAAGUUUUUCUGCGUCUUAAAAUAGAAUAAGGUUUACGUUUAAUUCCAUACUUAACAUAAUUUUGAACUUUACAAAUGCAGGUUUUCAGCAUUUUAUAUAUCUAAGAUCAUUAAUGCCCUUAAACAGUAGUCAGAUUUAGACGCAAUUUUUGACCUGAUUUUCGCUCAGUACUCUCUUUUACCGCUCAUGUCUUAAUAACGAGUCGCCGCUGAAUGCAUUUGAAGUUAAAAGUCAACUUGUAUAAAAAAUUAUAAUUAUAGAUAGAAUCACGACCUUCGUUAUAAUUAUAAUAAAAAUUAUAAUAUCAUGACCUUCAUUAUGAUCGCUCUCCUAAUGCGGAGAGCGAUAUUAAUAAGCCUUAGUUACGCGUGAUCGGUAACUCGUUGUUGAUGAGAGUAAUAAAAAAAAGGGGGCGGGGGACAUUCGACCACUUUUAAGACAUAAGGAGUGCACAUUCAUUCAUAUAUUUAAGGCAUUGAUGAUUUCAGAUGCAUUUUGCAUUAUGAUUAAUGGGCACUUGUCGAAGAAUGCGAAAGUAUGAGUGCGGAUUGAUCUGCCUCGCUAUCGAAUGACUCUCGAACAAUCAUAAUGAAACCUAGCUCGAUGAUGUUUUUACGAUGUUAUGGAUUUUUCAGUGAAUAGACACAAAUUUCGAAAUAAACGAGAGUGGAUUUUCCUUGCCUGUUAUUUAGUUGUAUAAACUCCGUUAUGUUUUGUUUAAUAUAGAUUUGCAGUUAGGUUUUGGUUGUAUAUAUGAAAUAAAAAACGUAAUAUAAUUAA
This is a messenger RNA of Solenopsis invicta (red fire ant), 4454 nucleotides long. RefSeq names its product ankyrin repeat domain-containing protein 13C. The record is from RefSeq and is a predicted model, not a curated record. Gene Ontology annotation, cellular component: cytoplasm. Gene Ontology annotation, molecular function: protein binding. The transcript has 9 exons. NCBI's taxonomy places the organism in Eukaryota, Metazoa, Arthropoda, Insecta, Hymenoptera, Formicidae. The coding region runs from base 744 to 2072 and encodes 442 amino acids.